Molecule: messenger RNA, 783 nt
Organism: Ilex paraguariensis (yerba mate)
Lineage: Eukaryota; Viridiplantae; Streptophyta; Magnoliopsida; Aquifoliales; Aquifoliaceae
Source: the annotation of a GenBank genome assembly
AUGGAGUGGAUGUCUAGUGUGCUUACCUGGUUGAGUGUUUCUUUCUUAGCUUCUCUUCUUCUAUUAUUCACGUGGACUAAGGCCGCGAAAGGCUCUUCAAAACAGCGACCACCAGGGCCACCAGGAUGGCCAAUUGUUGGCAACAUGUUCGAUCUAGGAACCAUGCCACACCAGACCUUCUACAAAUUAAGGGCCAAGUAUGGACCUGUUCUCUGGCUAAAGCUUGAUUUAGUAGACACUAUGGUCAUACAAUCUGCCAAGGCUGCUGCUGAGUUAUUCAAGAACAAUGACCUUCCUUUCUCGGACCGCAAAGUUCCCAAGGCACUCACGGCCUUAGGCUACAACCAAGGAUCAUUGGCUAUGGCCCAGACUGGCGCAUACUACGACGACUCUGCUCCAUGGAGCUCUUGGCAAAAGUGCAUUGACAAGAUGGUCGAGUGGAUAGAGGAGGAUUCAGCAUCGUCGAGUGUCCAGGGUGGAUCGGGUGGUGUGGAACUAGUUAGGUUCCUUCACAUCAUGUCUUUCAACCUUGUUGGGAACCUUAUGUUGUCAAGAGAUCUCUUGGACAUGCAGUCUGUGGCAGGGCACGAGUUUUUCGAAGCCAUGAACAUGUUCAUGCAAUGGGCUGGGAAACCUAAUGUGGCAGAUUUUUUCCCCUUCUUGAAAUGGCUCGACCCACUAGGGAUCAAGAGGAAUAUGAUCCGCUAUAUGGGAGGAUGCAUGAAGGUUGUCGCUGGAUUUGUUGGUGAGAGGGUUCAUGAGAAGGAAUCAAGAAGAGAGAAG